Messenger RNA from Entamoeba invadens IP1, 360 nucleotides. Its product is annotated as peptidyl-prolyl cis-trans isomerase NIMA-interacting, putative. Gene Ontology annotation, biological process: rRNA processing. Lineage: Eukaryota; Evosea; Mastigamoebida; Endamoebidae. Gene Ontology annotation, molecular function: DNA binding; peptidyl-prolyl cis-trans isomerase activity. The coding region runs from base 1 to 360 and encodes 119 amino acids. The record is from RefSeq and is a predicted model, not a curated record. The transcript has 2 exons.
AUGCCAAAAGCAAAAGCCCCAACAACAAAGAAAGCCGCACCCGCAAAGGGUGGAAAGCCAGCAGACGAAAAGGUGAAGGGUGCAUCAAAGAUCAAAUGUCGACAUAUUUUAUGUGAAAAACAAUCGAAGAUACUUGAGGCUCUUGCCAAAUUGAAUGAAGGAAAGGCGUUCAACCAAGUUGCGAUGGAGUAUUCAGAGGACAAAGCAAAAGAUGGAGGAAACCUUGGGUGGGUUGUGAGAGGACAAAUGACGGGAGAUUUCCAAGAGAUUGCAUUUAAUGCACCAGUGGGAAAGUAUACACAACCUUUUAAAACUCAACAUGGGUAUCAUAUCGUUUUGGUUGAAGAUAGAAAACAGUGA